CCCAGCACUUGGUGAGCAGAUCACAUUGCAAUCACGCUGCUAAGGGCUGGUUAGGGACAAGGCUACAGCAAGAUCUCUUCCAGUGUUAGGUGUAUAAAGACAGGACCAUGUGCGCAGCGCUCCUGAGCAGGCUACUCACUCUAGGGCUGGUGUUAGGAAGCUUUCAUGCUGUUUUUGGAACAGAUGCCACUGAUCUACCAGAUAACCCACAGGACAGAGAGAAGUUGGCGACUAAGCAAAACGGUCGACUUUCACUGCAGAACACAGCUGAGAUACAACACUGUCUGGUGAAUGCUGGAGACGUGGGAUGCGGAGUCUUUGAAUGCUUUGAGAACAAUUCCUGUGAGAUCCAGGGCCUCCAUGAGAUUUGCAUGACCUUCCUUCACAACGCUGGCAAAUUUGAUGCGCAGGGAAAGUCAUUUAUAAAAGAUGCUCUGAAAUGCAAAGCCCAUGGAUUGAGACACAAAUUCAGCUGUAUCAGCCGUAAGUGCCCUGCUAUUAAAGACAUGGUGUAUCAGCUCCAGAAGGAAUGUUAUGCAAAGCACGACCUCUGCUCCGCUGCCAAAGAAAAUGUCCAAGUGAUUGUAGAGAUGAUUCACUUCAAAGAUCUCCUGUUACAUAAGCCUUAUGUUGAUCUUGUAAACUUUCUUCUAACCUGUGGUGAUGAUGUGAAGGACGCAAUUACGCGCAAUGUGCAGGCCCAGUGUGCUCAUCACUGGGGACGGCUGUGCUAUAUCCUUAGUGUUUGUACGUCUGCCAUGCAAGGGGAUGGUAUUAUGGUGGCAAGUGCAAGCCCUGUGAAAAAACAGGGGGAAACUGGCAAGUCCUCCCGAACUCAUAGUGAGUCACCCUCUCAAUCAGAUGUUGAAAGUGGGAAGACCUCCAAAAAUGAAAAGGAAAAAAACAGCAAAGCACACUCAAAUGUUCAUGUCCGUGCAAAGACUGGUUAUCACCCUAAAACGUCUUAUAGUGCUUCUGAGCUUUCUGAUGAACCGGCUGGUUUAUCAGAUAUUCGAAGGUGAAAUUUAGCUGUCACCAGUUUACUGCGUCUUUCCAAUGAGACAACUGUCAUGAUCUUUUUUUAUGGACAUUCCAAAGCAUAUACCAUUCAAGAGGGCAAUGCUUUGCCUACAAUGCAUUAUACUGUAGGAUUCAAAAGCUACUACACUUAAACUUCCUUUGGGCUGUAUAAAACUGAGCCACUUAUGACUACACCUUUUACUACAUAACAGGAAAGAAUUUAGAGAAUGGUAUAGGCCAUUAAAUAUUAAAAAAAAUGUGGCUCAGUUGAAAAUAAAAAAUCUCGUUAAGGCACCAAAGAUGUUUGUUAUAGUUCCUGAAAGUUAGAUUAUAAUAAUAUUGACAUCUAUAUUUUGUUGUGAUGCUACAAAAAAAAGACCCAUUAUGAUUUGAGUGCAAUUAGAUGCUGUUCUAUAGAGAUUCUAGGCGCAAUUAAAUGCUUUUCUAUAGAGAUUCCAGGUACAAUUAUAUGCUCUUCUAUAGAGAUUCCAGGUACAAUUAAAUGCUCUUCUAUAGAGAUUCCAGGUACAAUUAGAUGCUGUUCUAUAGAGAUUCCAGAUACAAUUAGAUGCUGUUCUAUAGAGAUUCUAUGAACAAUUAAAUGCUAUUCUAUAGAGAUUCCAGGUACAAUUAGAUGCUGUUCUAUAGAGAUUCCAGGUACAAUUAAAUGCUCUUCUAUAGAGAUUCCAGGUACAAUUAGAUGCUCUUCUAUAGAGAUUCCAGGUACAAUUAGAUGUUCUUCUAUAAAGAUUCUAGGUACAAUUAGAUGCUCUUCUAUAGAGAUUCUAGGUACAAUUAGAUGAUCUUCUAUAGAGAUUCCAGUUACAUUUAGAUGCUCUUCUACAGAGAUUCCAGAUACAAUUAGAUGCUCUUCUAUAGAGAUUCCAGAUACAAUUAGAUGCUCGUCUAUAAAGAUUCUAGGUACAAUUAGAUGUUCUUCUAUAAAGAUUCUAGGUACAAUUAGAUGCUCUUCUAUAGAGAUUCUAGGUACAAUUAGAUGCUCUUCUAUAGAGAUUCCAGUUACAAUUAGAUGCUCUUCUAUUGAGAUUCCAGGUACAAUUAGAUGCUCUUCUAUAGAGAUUCUAGGUACAAUUAAAUGCUCUUCUGUAGAGAUUCUAGGUACAAUUAGAUGCUCUUCUGUAGAGAUUCCAGGUACAAUUAGAUGCUCUUCUAUAGAGAUCGCAGGUACAAUUAGAUGCUCUUCUAUAGAGAUUCUAGGUACAAUUAGAUGAUCUAUAGAGAUUCCAGGUACAAUUAGAUGCUCUUCUACAGAGAUUCCAGGUACAAUUAGACGCUCUUCUAUAGAGAUUCUAGGUACAGUUAGAUGCUCUUCUAUAGAGAUUCCAGGUACAAUUAGAUGCUCUUCUACAGAGAUUUCAGGUACAAUUAGAUGAUCUUCUAUAUAGAUUCUAGGUACAAUUAGAUGAUCUUCUACAGAGAUUCCAGGUAUAAUUAGAUGCUCUUCUAUAGAGAUUCUAGGUACAAUUAGAUGCUCUUCUACAGAGAUUUCAGGUACAAUUAGAUGAUCUUCUAUAUAGAUUCUAGGUACAAUUAGAUGCUCUUCUAUAGAGAUUGCAGGUACAAUUGGAUGUUCUUCUAUAGAGAUUCUAGGUACAAUUAGAUGCUCUUCUAUAGAGAUUCUAGGUACAAUUAGAUGCUCUUCUAUAGAGAUUCUAGGUACAAUUAGAUGUUCUUCUAUAGAGAUUCCAGGUACAAUUUGAUGCUCUUCUAUAGAGAUUCUAGGUACAAUUAGAUGCUCUUCUAUAGAGAUUCCAGGUACAAUUAGAUGUUCUUCUAUAGAGAUUCUAGGUACAAUUAGAUGAUCUUCUACAGAGAUUCCAGGUACAAUUAGAUGCUCUUCUAUAGAGAUUCCAGGUACAAUUAGAUGAUCUUCUAUAGAGAUUCUAGGUACAAUUAGAUGAUCUUCUAUGGAGAUUCUAGGUACAAUUAGAUGCUCUUCUAUAGAGAUUCCAGUUACAAUUAGAUGCUCUUCUAUAGAGAUUUCAGGUUCAAUUAGAUGCUCUUCUAUAGAGAUUCUAGGUACAAUUAAAUGCUCUUCUGUAGAGAUUCUAGGUACAAUUAGAUGCUCUUCUAUAGAGAUUGCAGGUACAAUUAGAUGCUCUUCUAUAGAGAUUCCAGGUACAAUUAGAUGCUCUUCUAUAGAGAUUCUAGAUACAAUUAGAUGCUCUUCGAUAGAGAUUCCAGGUACAAUUAGAUGCUCUUCUAUAGAGAUUGCAGGUACAAUUAGAUGCUCUUCUAUAGAGAUUCCAGGUACAAUUAGAUGCUCUUCUAUAGAGAUUUUAGGUACAAUUAGAUGCUCUUUUAUAGAGAUUCUAGGUACAAUUAUAUGUUCUUCUAUAGAGAUUCCAGGUACAAUUAGAUGCUCUUCUACAGAGAUUUCAGGUACAAUUAGAUGCUCUUCUAUAGAGAUUCCAGGUACAAUUAGAUGCUCUUCUAUAGAGAUUCUAGGUACAAUUAGAUGCUCUUCGAUAGAGAUUCCAGGUACAAUUAGAUGCUCUUCUAUAGAGAUUCUAAGUACAAUUAGAUGCUCUUCUAUGGAGAUUCCAGAUACAAUUAGAUGCUCUUCUACAGAGAUUCCAGAUACAAUUAGAUGCUCUUCUACAGAGAUUCCAGGUGCAAUUCGAUGCUCUUCUAUAGAGAUUCCAGAUACAAUUAGAUGCUCUUCUAUAGAGAUUCCAGGUACAAUUAGAUGCUCUUCUACAGAGAUUUAAGGUACAAUUAGAUGAUCUUCUAUAGAGAUUCUAGGUACAAUUUAGAUGCUCUUCUAUAGAGAUUCUAGGUACAAUUAGAUGCUCUUCUAUGGAGAUUCCAGAUACAAUUAGAUGCUCUUCUAUAGAGAUUCUAUUUACAAUUAGAUGCUCUUCUACAGAGAUUUCAGGUACAAUUAGAUGAUCUAUAGAGAUUCCAGGUACAAUUAGAUGCUCUUCUACAGAGAUUUCAGGUACAAUUAGAUGCUCUUCUAUAGAGAUACCAGGUACACCUUUGGUGCAUGAAUUGCAGGUAUAUAAAGUUUAAAAAACUGGGAAUACUUUGAUAUCCUCUCUGUUAGACUCAGUGCUGAUUAUACAAAAAAAAUAGUAGUAUUGUACAGUAAACAAAUAACCCCAAAAAGAAAUUUAAAUACUUUGUAUAGUAUCCAAUACCUCCUUCUUUGUCAUGUUCAAGAACACAAACAAAAUGCUGCGCAAAGGGAAAAUGGAGAAUGUUUCUGUAUCAGUAUGAAUCCGAGGAAAGCAUUGAAUGUCUUGUUCAACAGAUCACCUCAGCAUGCAUUAUAAAUGUCUAUAUAUACAUGUAUAGGUUAAUUAGUCUAUUAUAUACCAAAUGUGUUGAUAUAAUGAAUACUGCUGCCAUUGUGUGCGUGAGUUUAUACAUGGGUUUGUGUGUGUGUGUACAGAAUACGUACGUAUAUACAAUGUGAGAAAGUUCAGGGUUUGUAUGAAUUUAAUGUUUUGUAUUUGUUUACAUGUAUAUCUACUGUUUCAGAUGUUACUGUUAGUGUAUAUAUUUAAUGCCUAUAUUUAUUGUAUUGUCUUCCUUAAACACACGUUUAUAAAUUUCUGUACACAAAAACAUUGAUAUUCUGAUAACAUGUAAGCACAUAUAACUAUUUUUUUAUUAUUAUACAUUUGUACAAACACAUAUACAGACACUUUGUUGCUGGCUCAGCUAAUUUAAAUGUACAUCUCCCUACUCUCUGUUGUACAUAUUUUAAGCCACUAGUACAUUUUGUUACGCAACUUUAAUAUAAUUUUAUAUAAUUCUAUAAUGUUAUUGACAUCAUAUCACAUUAUUUAUUGCUAGAAUUAUUUUAUUAUUAAUAAACAUGUCAUGUUUAAUCUG
Messenger RNA from Bombina bombina (fire-bellied toad), 4884 nucleotides. RefSeq names its product stanniocalcin 2 (gene STC2). Gene Ontology annotation, cellular component: extracellular region. The record is from RefSeq and is a predicted model, not a curated record. The transcript is spliced from 4 exons. NCBI's taxonomy places the organism in Eukaryota, Metazoa, Chordata, Amphibia, Anura, Bombinatoridae. Gene Ontology annotation, molecular function: hormone activity. The coding region runs from base 108 to 1022 and encodes 304 amino acids. Gene Ontology annotation, biological process: intracellular calcium ion homeostasis.